Hevea brasiliensis (rubber tree) is the source of this 2218-nucleotide messenger RNA. RefSeq names its product pyruvate dehydrogenase E1 component subunit beta-1, mitochondrial. Gene Ontology annotation, biological process: pyruvate decarboxylation to acetyl-CoA. The record is from RefSeq and is a predicted model, not a curated record. Lineage: Eukaryota; Viridiplantae; Streptophyta; Magnoliopsida; Malpighiales; Euphorbiaceae. The coding region runs from base 191 to 1300 and encodes 369 amino acids. Gene Ontology annotation, molecular function: pyruvate dehydrogenase (acetyl-transferring) activity. The transcript has 15 exons.
UUUGUUUCCAGUUGAAAUAUUCUCCAUAGAACGCAGGUGUACUCCACCGAAUGAUUGCUCGAAAGUAAAACACAAUAAAUAAAUUGAUAAAAAAAUAUCGGUGAAAGCAAAGUAUCGGUUCCCUCUUCUAUCUUCGAAUUAAUUCGAUCGUCUCAGCCAAAGUACUUGAGUGAAAGAAGCAGAAGAAAAUAUGCUGGGAAUUAUAAGGCAAAAAGCUUUUGGGCAGUCAUUGCAGAGGAUUCGUCCUGUGGCUUCAUCAUGGGGGGGUUACUCAUCCACUUCUAAACAGAUGAUGGUUAGAGAAGCACUGAACUCUGCUCUUGAUGAGGAAAUGUCAGCUGAUCCUAAAGUCUUGUUAAUGGGAGAAGAGGUUGGGGAAUAUCAGGGUGCAUAUAAGAUAUCUAAAGGGCUUUUGGAGAAGUACGGUCCUGAAAGGGUUCUUGAUACUCCGAUAACUGAGGCUGGGUUUACUGGCAUUGGAGUUGGUGCUGCUUUUUAUGGUCUCAAGCCAAUUGUUGAGUUCAUGACUUUUAACUUCUCUAUGCAGGCAAUUGACCAUAUCAUUAACUCUGCUGCAAAAACAAGUUACAUGUCUGCUGGCCAGAUAUCUGUGCCCAUAGUUUUCAGAGGACCAAAUGGUGCUGCUGCAGGAGUUGGUGCCCAACACUCUCAAUGUUAUGCUUCAUGGUAUGCCUCCUGUCCUGGGUUGAAAGUGUUGGCCCCUUAUUCAUCUGAGGAUGCUCGUGGACUGCUAAAAGCUGCCAUAAGGGACCCUGAUCCUGUUGUUUUCCUUGAAAAUGAGUUAUUAUAUGGUGAGUCAUUUCCUGUUUCAGCUGAAGUACUCGACUCCAGUUUUUGCCUUCCUAUAGGAAAAGCCAAGAUUGAGAGAGAAGGAAAGGAUGUGACUAUCACAGCCUUCUCAAAAAUGGUGGGCUAUGCUCUCAAGGCAGCUGAGAUACUUGCAAAGGAUGGAAUCAGUGCUGAGAUUAUAAAUUUGCGUUCAAUUAGGCCACUAGAUAGACCUGCAAUCAAUGCUUCAGUUCGGAAAACCAACAGACUGGUGACAGUUGAAGAAGGAUUCCCUCAGCAUGGUGUUGGAGCUGAAAUCUGUGCAUCUAUUAUUGAGGACAGCUUUGGUUAUCUUGAUGCACCAGUUGAGAGAAUUACUGGAGCUGAUGUUCCCAUGCCCUAUGCAGCUAAUCUGGAGAGAAUGGCUUUACCUCAGGUCGACGAUAUAGUUCGUGCAGCAAGGAGAGCUUGCUACAGAUCCGUACCAAUGGCUGCAGCUCAAUCAUAUUGAUCCAAUCUAGAAUUCUUGUUAAAUCCAAGUUAGUUUACUGCCAUCUGUGUGUGCCAAUGCCAACUGGUUUAUGCUGGGAAAAUGUUAUCUUUGGCAAGGGCUUUUUUCCCAUCUCUUUUUUGGUUUAUCUUCUCAUUUUCUUUUAUUUUCACUCUCUCUCUUUUUUGUCUUUAGAAGUUUAGUUUAAUGAGGUAAAUAGAUAUUAUAACUAAGAUUGGUCAAGUUUUUUCACAUAAGUAGGAUUUCAUCUAGAGGAAUUUCUAUAAUUUAGGUUUUCAUAUUAUAUGAUAUAGCUUUCUUUAUAUAAAUAUAACAAUUUAGCCAUGUACUAUUUUGUCUAUUCAAAUAUUUCCCUUUCAUAUAUACUUGCUACUGAGAUAUUUAUUUUUUUCGAUGCUAAGGAUUUUUUUUUUUAAUAACCAGGAAUGCUGGAGAUUGUAAGUUUUGCCCUUUUACAAAUGGGGAGGAACACCCCAUUGAAUAACUCGUAGAAUGUUGAUGAUGGUGGAAAUUGUGGCUUUGUUUUGUCAAAUUUGGGUGCCUGAUUCGGACCUAUGUUAUGCAAAGCCCAGAAUUUAAAUUUACAUGUGAUUGCUGUGUGGCGCAUUCCUUUUUGGGGAGGUCUGUUGAUGUUGCGAAGAUUAUCUUUAAACUAUAUGUUCGAUUCACUGAAUUUUUCAAAAUUGAUGCGCUUUUAGGUUAUUAGAACAUUGUCUGGUAUUUGAUAAUGUUUAAUUACGAGUGUUUUAAAUAGAAUAUGCAAAUAGUAGAAGCACUUGAAAAUGUCAUCCUUCAGCAUUUGUUUGAAAUAUUUUAGGAGAGCUUCGCUGUUGAGUCUUGAUGCGUAUUUGUAUCCUCUCCCUUUUUCUGUUGACUCGAUGGAAAAUUACAUAACAAGGCAGCCUACUUUCUACUCAA